Molecule: messenger RNA, 3333 nt
Organism: Candida dubliniensis CD36
Lineage: Eukaryota; Fungi; Ascomycota; Pichiomycetes; Serinales; Debaryomycetaceae
Exons: 1
Coding region: 1-3333 (1110 amino acids)
Source: RefSeq, a predicted model, not a curated record
AUGCCACCUGCAGAGUUACAUGAUAGUGAUUUACUGUCAGUUGCUUCAUCAACCGCACCUUCAACAGCUCAAGAAUCCUUAGAAAAUGAAAACAUUCCUGUUCAGUUGGAUGAACUGAAAUAUGUGGGAGAUAAUACUGAGAACUUUAUUGUGAAUGCAUAUUUCCCAGAAGGCGACGAACGUAAUUUUGCCUACACAAUCAUUAAAGAAGAGCCUGAAAUAAAACCUAGCUUGUGGAACAAAUUUUUAGAUUUUGUUUGGCCAGAUUAUAUCCUCAAACAUUUAGAUUAUCCUUCCUUCAAAAUCACAUUUCGUAGCUGGUGCCAAUUGUGGGUAUGUACAGUAUUAACCAUUAUCCCAGCAACAAGCCAUUGGAUGGGCGGUGCCGCAUACUUAAUAAUCGUUUUAGGGUUUAUCACCGUUUCUGGCGGAACCUCAAUUGCCAUGAAUACACUUUCCAGUAUUGCGGGGUUUAUUGGUGUUAUUAUUGCAUUCCUCCAUCAUGUGAUUACAACAAAAAUUAUUAACCACUUACAUUAUGGAAUCACACCAGAAACACUCACCAAAAACUUGGUCGAAGAAGGUCUUUGUCAUUUUGAUUCCAGUUUAGAAGAUUGUAUCCAAGAUCAAAUUUUCACUGGCAGAUACAUUACCACCACUGGUUCGGCGGUUACCAUUCUUUCAAUAAUCACAUGCACAUUUAUACUUGGUAAUAUGAGAGAGCAUUUGCAUCCAUUAUGGGCGUUAGUCUAUGUUUCUGGUCAAAUUGCCAUUUGUAUAUUUGCCUGCUACGGCCACUUUCUGCCGUUGUUUGAUCCGUUGGAAAUUGGUUAUGUUGUUAUCAAACCUUUUGCAUUGGGGUUUGUUGCAAAGAUAGUUUCAGCUUUGCUUGUGUAUCCAACCACUUCAAAUUGGACCUUCUUCAACGGUUAUACCAAAAUAUUGAAAGGAUUGAAAUCGUCUCUGGAAAAGAAUGCCAAGUUCUUUAAAACCAUGAAACCUUCGGCAUCAAAUUUUGGCAACUACAAAGCGUUCAAAAAAGAGAUCCUUAAGCUUCGUGGAUCUAUGGCGCCCUUGGAAAUAGUUGCAUCUACUAUCUGGUUGGAAUAUUCGUAUGGGAGAUUUGAUGUUGGUGACGUGGGAGAGUUUAGGUCUUUAUUAAAAAAUUUAUUUACAUCGUCAUCAACUUAUACUUAUUUUUACCAAUUAUUGGAAGAGCGGACUCAUUUUGUUAGAAACGAAUUUGCCCUUGUGAGAAAAAGGUCUAACGCUUCGUCUCAGUUUGCCCGGAAACCGGCAUUUGAUAAAACUGAUCUUUCAUACACAGAUGUGGCAGAAUACGAGUUGAAACAAAGACUGAAAAUUAUGAAAAGCAGAAUUAUACUUCAAGGAGAAGAGGACAGUAGACUUACAACUGUAGUAAUUGACGAGAUAGCAACCAGAAUUUCUCAAUAUUUCUCAGGAUUAUUGGAUAAUGCUGACAGCAGUAUCGAAGUCAUAGCUGAAUGGUUGGAAGCUGCUAACGAUUUCAGAAUAUUCUCCUGGGUUCCUGGUCAAUGGAGCAAGCAUAUAUCGGUACAAAAACAAUUAAAUGCUAAAGUCGUGGAAGCAAAGCUGGAGUUGGAAAUUGAACUAGCCAAAUUUGAUAAUGUGGAAACCCUUAAAAAGAUUAUGAUUGAUUCCUCCAAACCCGAGAAAGAAGUUUUAUUCUUGAUUAGUCAGGGGGUGUUUUUCUUGCAAAUUGUCAAAAAUCAAUGCGAAAACAUUCUUAAAGUAUUGGACUAUUGUAUCGAACUUGAUGAAAGGAGACCAACACCAAAAUUCAUAACCUAUUUUUCAAAGACCAAGUACUCAGAACCAAAGCAUUUGUCGAAUAAGAUUGAUGUAACAAACCCUGGACUGGAAAACAUUGUACGGAAAAGAAAUGCUGAUACUUUACCUCCAAUCAACUUAUUCCAGUAUACGGGGUACUUGUUCACCAAAUUAUACAAGUAUCUUAUUAGUAACGAAUUCUGGUUUUGGAUUAAAGUGGGUGGAAUCAUCACCAUCGGGGCAAUCCCUUAUUUUGUCAGGCCACUUGCAAACUUGUACUACAGAAACAGGAUGAUUUGGUUGGUUAUUGUGAUUGCAGUAUCCAUCAGUGAAAAUACUGGAUCAUCAGUCUAUGUUGUUUUUGCAAGAUUGUGCUACUCUUUCUUUGGUGCUGUGGUAGGUAUGGUUGCUUGGUAUAUUUCAUGUGGCAAUGGAGAAGGUAAUUAUUAUGGGUAUGGGGCGGUCACGGCGAUUCUUUUCAUGUAUUUCAUAUAUUUUAGACACUUUUCCGUUCACCAAACCUUAUUACCUCAAAUAUUGUACUCGGUCACCGCAGUUUUGGUUUUGGGCACUUCUUGGGUUGACGCCAAAUACAACAAACUUGCUAAUGUCGAUGUUGGCUAUAAACCAGCGUAUUUGAGAUUUAUCGGUGUUGCCAUUGGGUUAUGUCUUGGUAUGUUGGCUGUGUUGCUCCCAAAGCCUAUUUCUUCAAAAGCGAUUGUUCGUAAUGUUUUGGCAAAAACCAUAUCUGAGGCUGGUAACAUACACUGUGACGUAGCCAACUUUGCCUUGGCCCGUCUUGAAACUCCUAGCUACAAUAUCAAGGGGAGACAAGACGCGGUUCUAAGCAACUAUAGCUCCUUGUUGAUGCGAAUGGCGGGGUUGUCAAAGCUUAUUUCGCUUAAACUAGAAGUGCCAAUAGCAGGGUAUUGGCCAGAAAGUAAAUACAAACGAUUACUGGGCUUGGUUACUGAUGUUAUUCAGCUCUAUCUUAUGUUGUCGGGUGCUCUUCAAGGAUUGGAUGGUCCUGAAAAAUGGUUGCCGAUAGUCAUAAAAAGAAUAGGGUUUUGUUUUCCAGACUUACAAGCUGAAGUAUUUGCCAGCAUUCAUAUGGCAUCUGAUUCUUUAAGGACAAAACAAGCGUUACCAAAAAUUACAGAGGCCAAUAUCUCACUUAAGCAUAUGGAAUUGUUGAGACAACAAUGGGGGUUAAGAAGGAUUUCUUUAAGUGAGAGAUUCUACAGUGAUAGUGCCAGCAAAAGGGAUAUUGUUAACAAUCAGGACUCUCUGAAAGAAUUGGAUCAUUAUAAGCUUUUCAGUAACGAUGGUCAAUUGAACAUUGUGUCCUUACUUGUUGCUCAUAUGAUUUACAAUCGUUUGGAUGAGAUAAUGAUUUUAGUCAAAGGAUUGGUAGGAGAAAUCUACGAUUUGAAUGAAAGAAUAUUGGUUGACGAGGAUGACUACAUUGAAUUCAACCAUGAGUUGGAAUACUCUAAUGAUAAAGAAAACAGUGCAUUAUAA